This is a messenger RNA of Fulvia fulva, 1440 nucleotides long. RefSeq lists its product as uncharacterized. The coding region runs from base 1 to 1440 and encodes 479 amino acids. The record is from RefSeq and is a predicted model, not a curated record. The transcript is spliced from 2 exons. NCBI's taxonomy places the organism in Eukaryota, Fungi, Ascomycota, Dothideomycetes, Mycosphaerellales, Mycosphaerellaceae.
AUGCAGCUGCGAAGUAGCAUCCGAGCUCAGCUAAACCUCAAUGGUUCCCGGCAUGAAACAUCAGGCACAGCCGACAACAAGUCGAGCUUUCUCAACCUACCGCCAGAAAUUCACCUUCUCAUCUUCGAGCACCUAGGAUUUCCGCCUAUCUCCUCCAUCAACGUUGCUCAGUUUCCAACUUGGGCAGCCCUGGAAUUGACUUGCAAGGCUGCCCAAGCCAUCACGGAACCAUAUCUCUACCACAAGAUUUACACGAACGUGAGAGACACCUAUGCCCACAGUGGACAGCUCAGGCCUCUGGCAGCUCGGAAACGACGCUUUGACACGAGAUCGUUGGUCAAGCUGUUACGCCGAAGGUCUCAUCUGGUCAAGUUUGUCAAAUUCUUGAUCAUAGAUGAGUACGAUCCAAGGGCUUUGAGGCAGCUUUUGGCGAAUGAUUUCGUAAAGCUUGAGAGCUUGAUCGUGCAGCAAGAUGAUAAGGUCCUUCGGCAUGUUGGCAGGAAGACUUGCGAGCGCUGGAAUCAUACGGCCAAGAGGCAGGCGAAGCUAAAGAAUUUCGUAUUCUUCAUCGCGCAAGACGAGAGAUCGCACACGAUGUACCCACUUGCUGUCGCCGAUGCCACGCUCUUCAACAACCCAUCUCUGACCCGGAUCAGACUGUCCUGGGUUUGUAUAACUCCAUUCGAAGACCUGCCAGAAGACCACCUUUACCACCCGAGCCUUGAAGAGCUAAACAUCGAAAGAUGUGGCUUCACCUUGGCAAGUCUGAGUCGCCUCAUCCACCGGUCCACGAGACUCACGACCCUGAGGAUGCACUGUGUAGACUUUACGCCACUAUCUGCAGUGGAUGAAGCCGACUUCAUACCAACACUAGAAGCUUUCGCUGGCAAUAGUCUCAAGAUUCUCGACCUCACUUGGCCUGACUUGAUCCCUAAGGAUGAAGAGUGGACUGGAUGGGAUCUAUCACGAUUCACCGCGCUGCGCCAUCUGAACGUCUCGCCCUUCUUCCUCUUCGGCGUGGACGCUUACACUCUAGACUCACCUCCCGAAGACCUCGUUACACUACUCCGACGAAGUCUUCCUCCAAGGGUGAAGCUCUUAGGAUUCGAUAGCAUGAUGCCUCGAAAUCCCGUACCAACACCUCCCCCAGGCUUUGGCCUUGAUCUUCCAGAUAUAUCACAUUACCUCCUGCGUACUUUAAUACGGUUUAUGGGUCAAGAUAACUUUGUCCCAUAUCUGACCAGGAUCUUCGUCUUCUAUUGCGAGUAUCUGGCUCGAAUUCCGCAAGAGUUGAUCGAAUGCGCCUAUCAGAAGGGCGCCAGGCUAGGGUUCAUGCAUCAGGUCGAUCACAAGGAACUUGCUGUAAUCACGCAUGAGUGGCUUGAUGAGGACGGGAAUGAUGAUGUUAGGGAGCAUAAUAGAGAGCGAGAGGAAGAGUAG